Scomber japonicus (chub mackerel) is the source of this 906-nucleotide messenger RNA. Its product is annotated as cyclin-dependent kinase 5 activator 1-like. Gene Ontology annotation, molecular function: cyclin-dependent protein serine/threonine kinase activator activity; protein kinase binding. The coding region runs from base 1 to 906 and encodes 301 amino acids. NCBI's taxonomy places the organism in Eukaryota, Metazoa, Chordata, Actinopteri, Scombriformes, Scombridae. Gene Ontology annotation, cellular component: protein kinase 5 complex; cytoplasm. The record is from RefSeq and is a predicted model, not a curated record. Gene Ontology annotation, biological process: brain development; activation of protein kinase activity; positive regulation of cyclin-dependent protein serine/threonine kinase activity. The transcript has a single exon.
AUGGGAACCGUCCUCUCUAUAUCACCGGCGUCAAAGAAGGCGUCUAUAAUGGAUUCCAAUGCAGCAGGAGAUGGAUCCAAAACGGACAAGACCCUCAAACGGCCCUCCAUGUUCGUCUCUCUGUCCUGGAAGAAGCUGGUAUCCACUUCGGCCAAGAAGAGCACUAAGAAAGUGAACCCGAACCUGCCGCCCAUCCGUGAGCCCCCGUCCAGUCAGGUGGCUCAGCUCAACAGCGAAAACACCAGGAAAACCGAAGAAAGAAAACCCAAAGCACCGAUUCCCGUCCCGGUGCCCACAGUGCCCACGGUGCCCAAGGUACCCACGGUAUCCUUGCAAAACAACGAGACUACCACCCAAAACGGAAGGCUCUCCACGGUCCAGAAACAACCCAGCCGCCUGUCUCUGGUGUCACCCAGGCGGAUAGUCAUACAGGCUUCCACCGGGGAGCUACUGCGGUGUUUGGGGGACUUUAUAUGCCGCAGGUGUGAUAAAGUGAAAGAGUUAAACAGCGGAGAGGUGAUCCUCUGGUUUCGAAACAUUGACCGGACUCUUUUGCUCCAGGGCUGGCAGGAUCAGGGUUUCAUCACGCCGGCUAACGUGGUGUUCGUGUACCUGCUUUGCGAUGACACAAUAACGGACAGCAUUGAUAACAGUACCGAGCUUCAGGGCACCUUUCAUACUUGCCUCUACCUCGCAUACUCCUACAUGGGCAACGAGAUCUCCUACCCACUCAAGCCAUUCAUGAUCGAGGCGAACAAGGACGUUUUCUGGGAGACGUCGCUCCAGAUCAUCAACAGGAUGAGUGCCAAAAUGCUGCAGUUGAACGCAGACCCGCAUUUUUUCACCGAGGUCUUCCAGGACCUCAAAAACCAACGGGAUACCAACGAGACAACCCUGGACCGCUGA